Molecule: messenger RNA, 333 nt
Organism: Auxenochlorella protothecoides
Lineage: Eukaryota; Viridiplantae; Chlorophyta; Trebouxiophyceae; Chlorellales; Chlorellaceae
Exons: 2
Coding region: 1-333 (110 amino acids)
Source: RefSeq, a predicted model, not a curated record
AUGGCCUCUUCCCUCUAUGGCGACAUCAAGCGUCGAGACCACAAAUCCGUCUUCAUACGGCCGCAGGAGGGACUCUUCGGACUGAAGGAGUGGAUCGACCAGGGCUACUUGCCCCCCAUGCCAGACAACUCAGGCCGCCUGGUGAAGCAGCGGUAUGCUCGCAAGAUGCGCGUGGACAGUCCUCAAGAGACUUCAGAGGAGGAGGAUGGGGAGGAUGAGCCCAUCUCCAGUUCCGAGACCGAGCAGGAGAAGGCACGAGGGGAGCAUGGGGCAUGCCCAGGGGCCGCGCGGGGGCAAGUGCAUUGGGAGCGUGCGGGGCACUCCCACGGGUAA